Molecule: messenger RNA, 3295 nt
Organism: Malaya genurostris
Lineage: Eukaryota; Metazoa; Arthropoda; Insecta; Diptera; Culicidae
Product: zinc finger protein 184-like
Exons: 4
Coding region: 213-2843 (876 amino acids)
Source: RefSeq, a predicted model, not a curated record
CGUGCAUAUUUCAAAAUCCUCUACGGAAAAAUACUUCAUUCAAAAUCCGCAUAUAAAAGGUCUCAGUAUACUGCGAAUUUGUCACCCAUUAGCGAGCCGGCUUGAUUGUUGUUAAUUUGGAUAGCAUAACUGGCAUCCCUGAGGUAGCGUCAGCAGGUUCUUUUUCACAGUGCAGUUGUCAUUUCAGUUUACAUUUAUCAGGGAUUAAAAUAAUGCUGCUUCGACAUAUCAUUCCGACCAACAACGAUGUGGAAGAAAUCUACAUUGUAAAGCAGGAAGAUGAACCGAUUGAAGCAAAUGGGAAUCCACUUUCCGCAGCUGGUCCUAGCAGACCUGGAGGAUUGCUUCCGACAGCUCUGCUGGAAAACGAGGAUUUCGAAAUCAAGGAUGAACCAUUGAGUAUUCACGGAAGUGAUGAAGAGUAUGAUAAUGAAGAAAAGUAUGAUCCUCCGACUCCCAUAUUCCAUGCCCUACCGGUGGAGGUAAAACUUGUUGAGGAUCUUCCGAAGAAAUUGGAAGCUAUCAAAAAAGAACCAAUCGAUACUCAGCCACAAUUGCAGCCGCCUAAGCCUUUACAGACCAUCCAGUUACCUGUGAAGGUAACAGUGAAAUGCGAAGAAGAUACAGAAUCGGAUGAAGCUUGGGCUAAGAACGACGAUGUGCCUCUUGCUAGGAGACUAGAAAAGGUAAAAGCGAAGCGAGCUCGGAAGCGAAGAAUUUUAAUUAAAAAGAAGGAAAUCAAAACUGCAGAAUCGGAUGAAAGUGCUGAGUAUAAUGACGACUUCAAUGAUGAUGAUUAUAAGCCACCGAAUGUAGUGGGCAAAAAAGUAAAGAAAGAACAGGUUAAGCGCCGCAAGAAAAUAAAAUCAGAGAUUGAAAAGGAUUGCAGUGAAGAAUCUGACCAGGAAGAUGUGGUAAAAUGUUAUAUAUGUGUCACCGAUCAAAAGGAAACAUGGGCUCUGAUAAAGCAUAUGAGGCGCGAGCAUAAGAACAUGUUACCAUUCAAUUGCAAAAUUUGCGUGUCACGUGAAAUUACAAAAUUGAAGGAAUUGAAUUAUCAUUUUCGGCAGCAUGAUGAAAGUCGCAAACACAAAUGUAUGUAUUGUGCGGCACGCUUUCCAUCGGCACAGGCCCAGAGCAGUCAUAUGCGUCGUAUGCACAAUGAGAAAUACAAUGCGGAUAUGGAAAAAUAUCGACGAUUCGUAUGUCGUUUCUGCGAUAAGAAGUUUACUAAGAAACACGAUCACGAGAUGCACGAAAAACGACAUCUCAAGGAACAAUCCGACGAUGUAGAGUUUUUAAAACGAGAACUCAAAUGCUAUAUUUGUAAUGAAUUCACGGGUAAAACGCGGGAUGACUUGAAUGUGCACGUUGUGACUCAUAAUAAGGAGUGGUUACCGUAUUAUUGUCAGAAAUGUGACAAUAAAAAAAUCACUACAACUCGGGUUCUGUGUGAGCAUUUGCGCCAACAUGAGGAAGGUCUUGCUGUCAAGUGUGUUUACUGUGACGAACGUUUUGUUACGCUGGCAUCAUGCCAGGCCCAUGAACGCAGUCAUGCUGCAGAAAAGGAAGCGGACGAAAUACUGGAUGCUAAGAUAAUAGCAGAAACACAUAAUGCAACUGUGGUUGUUGUGGAUGGCCAAAAGCGGUUUCAGUGCGACAAAUGUGACCGUUCAUAUACUCUUUUCAGUAGUCUUCGAAAGCAUCAAAAUCUGCAUACCAAGAGCAAUGCUUACAUCUGUCUAAAAUGUGGCAGGGCGUUUAUUAAAGCUUCAUCGUUGGCUCUUCAUGAAAGAAGAAACCAUGAUGAAAAUGCUAAUUUUUCAUGCGAAGGUUGUGGGAAAACUUUUCGUACGAUUGGUCACUUAUUGGAUCAUCGGACUCGAACUCAACAUUAUGCCGGAAAGCCUUACAUUUGUGAAGGAUGUACAACCACGUUCCGUUUACCAGAUGAGCUUAAAGAGCAUCAGAUAACAUGCACCGAAACUGAAGCUAAUCGACCUUGUUUUUGUGGAUUGUGCUCGGAAAAUUUCGCUUCGCUGACGAUUGCUCUGGAGCACGUUAAAGCGGAUCACGAUUUAGAAAUACCAGAAACAAAAUGCAGAUACUGUGAUCUAACAUUCCGCGAUGCCGAACGAAUUGUGGAGCACGAAUUUAAGCACACUUUGCCAGGAAUUAUGACUUGCACAAUGUGCAAUCGAAUAUUCAAGCAUCUAAAAAAUUUACAAUGUCACAUGAAGAAUCACGGCAAGGUAGCGAUUCCGUUCAUGUGUGAUAUUUGUGGUAAAACGUUCACACAAAAGGGAACUCUGACCAUCCAUACUCGAUUGCAUACUGGAGAACGUCCAUAUACUUGUCAGCUCUGCCAGAAAGGAUUUGUGGAUAAAAAUGAAAUGCGACGGCACUACAAUAUGCAUUUCAAUCCUCAAAGUAAGUUGUUUAUCCCGAACGCGGAACAAAUCGCUGCCCCAGUAGAUGUUGGAGCCCAAGGUAAAAAAUAUAAGCAGUAUACUUGCAAGAUUUGUAGUCGCCAGCUUACCACUUCGACGGCGUUGGCCAAACAUAUUACAACACACACGGGCGAGAAAAAGUAUCAGUGCGACUUUUGUGAGAAACGUUUCGCUCAGGGAGGACAGCUGACGGUUCACCGGCGCAUCCACACCGGCGAGAGACCGUUUGCAUGUGAGAUUUGUGGUCAGCGGUUCGUCGGGGGAAGUAACUACAAACGGCAUCUUAAGCAGGGAAUGUGCAAAGCAACUGGUAUCGCUGUUAUACCCGAACUUUCGGCACCGGUUGUCGUCGAUCCGCUGAGUGACGAUGAUCCGAUAUAUCCGGGCGAAUAGACUACUUUUAUUUGUUCUAGUUCUUUGGUGAAACAACAGUUUAAUAUUUUUAUAUUCUAAAAUCGAUUUAAAGGGCUUACAAUUUUAAUUUUGUAACGAUCAGAUGCAUGGAUCAGAAAAUAUUUUUGAUCGUGUUGAACAAAAGCGGGUUGCGUGAAGAGCAUUCGGCUUACCCGUCAGUCAGCCCAGCAGAGUUUAUUCGCUUGAACAGUUAAUGAAUCGGGUAAUUCGAAUUUAUUGUUGCGGAAUGAAGAUUUUUCAAUAUAGUGAUAAAAAAUUUACUCCAAGCACUAAUUUACAACUUAUCAUUUGCUAUCCGUAGUUAGUUUAGAACUAGCUUUUUUGAUUCAGUGAAAUUAUGAUCAAUUUUAUCAUCUUAACGCAGUCUAGGUCUAAUCUUAUCAAAUGUAAUUUAUAAAUAUGGCAUAAAGUUUCUGCAGCUUUGCUACCAA